ACGACUCUUUUGCGUCGGGGGAGGGGUAAGCGAGCGAGAUGUCGGGCUUUGGAGACCGGCAAUGGGUCUCCGACUUUGGCGUGGUGACCAAGACGCUCAACAGCCUCUCUGCUGAUGUCCGGGCCUGGCGGCAGGGGACUGGCGGUGCUCGGACGGGCGCCGAGCUGCGGUCGCGGGUGGCCAAGGCCCAGGCCUCGCUUGACGCGCUGGACGACGGGCUGGCCGACAUCACACGUGACAUCUCGGACAAAGAACUGAGGCGGCGGAGGGAUCAGGUGGCGAAUGCGCGGAUCCGUGUCGACGAGCUGGAGGCGUCGCUCGAGCGGCAUGCUGCGAGUGGUGGCGGGGCGGGCGCUGUGGGCGGAGGCGGGAAAAAUGUGGGGCGCGAACCGGCGCGGGGACCGGCAAGGCUGAGCGGCGGGCGGCCUGCAGGGCGGUGGGGAGAGGCGCCCGAGACCGAGGAGACGGUGGAUCUGGACGCGCGACAGCUGUUAGAGCUUCAGGAGCGGACCAUGCAGGACCAAGAUCGCGGGCUGGACAUCCUGGCGCAAACAACCCAGCGGCUGAAGACCAUCGGUGUUGCCAUUGGCGACGAGCUUGACCUGCAGAUAGGCAUGCUGGACGACCUGGAUGAGGACGUCGAAAGGGUCUCGUCCAACGUCCAGCGCGAGACCCGCGGUGUCAUGCGCCUGCACCAGGCAUCGAAGAACGGGUACUCGCUCUGCUUUAUCGGGCUGCUCGUCAUUGCUCUCGCGGUUGUCCUCGCGCUUGUCAUCCGAGGAUGAACCUCCUUUCACGCCUCGCCGGCAUGAGCCAGCGCCGCCUGCCACCGCACGUGAUGCGGCGGCUCGUCGGGGCUGCUGACCAGCGCCGCAGCGAGCAUAAACACGGCCGACGUGCCCA
This is a messenger RNA of Thecamonas trahens ATCC 50062, 903 nucleotides long. Its product is annotated as Qc-SNARE protein. The transcript has 2 exons. Lineage: Eukaryota; Apusomonadida; Apusomonadidae. Gene Ontology annotation, biological process: vesicle fusion; intracellular protein transport. Gene Ontology annotation, molecular function: SNARE binding; SNAP receptor activity. Gene Ontology annotation, cellular component: SNARE complex; endomembrane system. The coding region runs from base 39 to 785 and encodes 248 amino acids. The record is from RefSeq and is a predicted model, not a curated record.